UCAGUCAGUGGAGAAACCCUGAGAUUCUGUUCCCAUUUGUUAAGAACGUGAAGUUCUUCAAGGAGCAAAGUCUUGAUGAGAGCGAUCUUCGUACAAUUUGUGAGCGCCUAGAAGUUGUUCAAAUGAGUGCUGGCAAGGAUGUCUUUAAAUGUGGAUAUUAUGGAGACAGGUUCUACAUAAUUCUUGAGGGUGAAGUCUCAGUUCUAAUCCCUAAGAAGAAAUAAGGCUAGCCCUAAAAAAUCGAAGAUGACCAGCACAAGUAUUCAUACAAAAAUAUUGAUGAAAAGACAUCGAGCAAUGAGCAAAGCUGAUGAUAUGAGCAGUAUAAAUGAGUCAGUUUCUAAGUUUAAGAAGAGAGACAGGGCAGAGAGUUAUGCUCUCAGUCAGAUUUCAAAUGAUAAUACUCCUCAAAGCAGCAUGAGUAGACAGAAUCAAGGUAGAGAAGGAUUCACUAAUAAUCUCGUCGUUGAAAAAGAUCAAGAUAGCAACAGAGAGAUGAAAUAUAUGCAAGUUGCUAUCCUUAAAUCAGGAUCAAGCUUUGGUGAAUUAGCUCUGAUAAGUCUCAAGCCAAGAUCUGCUACCAUCAGAUGCCUGACAAACUGUAAAUUUGCUGUUCUGGCUAAGAAAUACUUUACAAUAAAGGAGGAUAAAAUUAGUGAAAAAGUAAGCUACCUCAAAGAAAUCCCUUUCUUCAAAGAUAUUACCAAGACUAAGCUUGCAAAGUUCAGUUACUUCUUUGAAGAAAAGUGCUUUCAGAGAGGUCAAGUCAUCUACAAGGAAGGAGAAGAGUGCAAAUUUGUGUACAUUGUGAAAGAAGGAGAAUUUGACUUCUACAAAUAAAAUGCCUCCAGAUUCAAAUAUUAAACUAGACUACACUGAGUAUCUUUCUCAGUAUCCACAAAAUGAUCGGAAGGGGAGAAGCAAUGGUGUACUUGGAGAAAGUAUGCAUGUUCCCCAAUUUCAUAUCUCUUUGCUAGGCAAAGGGAAGAUCUUUGGAGAAGAUGAUGCCUUAAUACACCAGAGAUACACUAAAUCCUGAGUCUGUAACUCUUCCAAAGGCGUUCUAUUCUAUGCACACGCUGGUGAGUUUAUCAACCAACUAAAAUAACUUCUCUGAAGAGUGAUAUGAGAGCAUGGUGGAGGAUGUGUACUCUAAGAAUGACCAAAUCUAUUCAAAAAUAGAUAAAAAGGCCAAGAUGACUGAUCAUACCAACUUUUACACCACCCUUGAGUUGUGUCUGAAAAUGAGGUAUAAGAGAAGGAAGAAGAAAAUCUCAAAGACUAAUUACUCUACAGAUUUUGAAGAAGAAGCAGCAGAUAUUAUGGAUAUAGUCCCUAAAUCUAGUAGUAAGAAGAAGAGAAAGAAGACUGGUAGAGUAAAAGGGAAAAUAUACAAAGCAAUGGUUACUUCAUUAAACUCAUCAAAUAAAUUAUAAGGAGUAUUGGAAGAGAAACUAGAAAUUUGGGAAGAAUGCACUUGAACUCAAGAAUUUCAAAGAAGAAGAAUUCUUUGUCUCCAACUUCAAAUUGUAGUGAUACUAAAUAUGGGAGUUUUUAUGAUCCAAAUAAAUCAACUUCUAGCAGUAUGAUUCGUAGAGUCACCGAAAGUAAAUUUAACAUGGGCAGGCUAUCUCUGAAAGUCAAACCAGAGCUCAACAAUACAACUCAGACUGGAAUGUCAGGGUUUAAAACAAAGAAGAAUUUGAAGAAACAGAGACCUAAAACAGCUAACAAGGCACAAAGUAAUAGAAUGAGAGAAGAAACUAUUGCUUCAAUAGCUAUUCAUCAACAACCUAACACGGAUUCGAAAGAUAAGGAUUUAAAAGAAGAGUUUCUUAAAAAGCAUUCAAGCAGCUAUUGUGGAGAUUCAACUACUUCAAUUCAACGUAGUCUACUCUACAGAGCACGUAAUUCUAAUUUUAGUAGCUUAUAUCUUUCCAAGGAAUAUCUUAAAACAAAAGCUUUGAACAGGAUGAUCCAUCGUUCUCAAAAUGAGAUUAGCAGGAGCAUUGUGAAGGAUAAUUACAUUAGCACCCCACAAGCUACUAGAGAAAUUCCAUUUGAGCGGGUAUUGAAAUCUAGCUGUAAGAGAUCAAGAGUUGUCCCAAUAGCUUCUACCAUUCGGCCAAGAUCAGGACGUCUUGGAUGAUCACUUAAGUCUAAGUUUUAAUGAGAGUUGAAUUUUCAAUUGAUCUAAA
Molecule: messenger RNA, 2198 nt
Organism: Moneuplotes crassus
Lineage: Eukaryota; Ciliophora; Spirotrichea; Euplotida; Euplotidae
Source: the annotation of a GenBank genome assembly